AACCACCCGACGUUUGCUUGGCUCGAAUUUUGGUUUCAACGGUCACAUUUCAAGAGAGAGAGAGAGAGAGAGAGAGAGAGACUGAGAGUAUCAAUGGCGGAUAAAUCACGUGGUCGUGCGAGCUUCUGGACACGAGCCGACGCUUUGCUCAGGAAAAACUUGACCUUCCAGAAACGGAAUAUACAGACAAAUAUUAGGCUCAUCUUAUUCCCAAUUUUACUUUGCUUGAUACUUAUUUUCGUGCAAAUAUUGAUUAACCAUGUACUGGAUAGUGACAAAUUCAAGUGUGGCUGCACUUGUCUUGAUAGUAAUGGUAAUGGUCAAUGUGAUAGCACUGAGAAGGUUUGUGGGAUUCAGUACUCAACCUUGGAUCAAGCGAGCAGCUGUCCCGUUCCUAGUCCCCCAGAGUGGCCUCCCCUUUUGCAAAUACCAGCUCCUGAGUAUCGUGCUGUAAGAACUGAUUUUCUUUCAUUCACAGACUUACCGGAUCAGUCAUGCAGGAAUACUGGUUCCUGCCCUGCAAGUAUUCUUCUUACUGGGAAUAACCAAACUCUCGGAGAAAGGCUGGCUGGGAAUUUGUUCACUAGCUCUUCCACUUUGAAUUCCUCCGAUAUUUUGGAUAGCUUAGCCUAUUAUGCCUUAGGAUCAGACACAGAGACUGCAGAUACCAAUUUUCUUGAACCAGCUUUCUUUUCAAAUCAACCACUCUAUCGUCUCCAAUCUCAGUGCUCUGCAAAUUCUGCGAUUCCUGUUUCCAUCCAGUUUGCUCCCGGUGCUACACAGGAGGCUAUAUGUGUUCAAGGUCAAAAUCUGUGGCGCAAUAGUUCUUCUGAAGUUAAUGAUGAGCUAUAUAAGGGCUACCGGAAAGGGAAUUCAGAAGGGAAGACAAAUGAGAUUGUAGCAGCUUAUGAUUUCUUGAACUCCGAUUUUAAUAACUUCAACUUGAGUAUAUGGUACAAUUCUACAUAUAACAAUAACACUGGCAAUGCCCCUCUUGCAUUGAUGCGGGUUCCUCGCUCAGUGAAUUUGGUAUCAAAUGCCUAUCUCCAAUACGUUAAGCCUGGUGCAAAAAUAAUAUUUGAGUUUGUCAAAGAAAUGCCCAAGCCUGCAACCAAACUCACCUUGGAUUUCUCUUCCAUACUUGGACCAGUUUUCUUUACGUGGGUCAUUCUCCAAUUAUUUCCUGUCAUAUUGACAUCUUUGGUUUACGAUAAGCAACAAAAGAUAAGAAUCAUGAUGAAAAUGCAUGGGCUUGGCGAUGGUCCUUAUUGGAUGAUUACUUAUGCUUAUUUUCUUGCUCUGUCUUUGGCCUACAUGUUAUGUUUUGUGAUAUUUGGCUCUGUUAUAGGUUUAAAAUUCUUCACACUCAAUGACUACAGCAUCCAGUUUGUGUUUUAUUUCUUGUGCAUAAACUUGCAAAUUUCAAUGGCUUUUCUAAUUGCUUCCGUCUUCUCAGACGUGAAGACUGCUGCAGUAAUUGGGUAUGUCGUGGUUUUUGCAACUGGCCUCUUUGGAGCGUUCCUUUUCCAGUACUUCAUUCAGGAUACAUCAUUCCCAAGAGGAUGGGUUAUUGUUAUGGAGUUAUACCCUGGCUUUUCUCUAUAUCGGGGUUUAUAUGAGUUUUCACAGUAUGCUUUCUCGGGGAGCACUAUGGGGACUCAUGGGAUGCAAUGGGGAGACUUAAGUGAUAACAAUAAUGGGAUGAAAGAUGCUUUAAUAAUCAUGUCUGAGGAGUGGUUGGUGGUUCUUUCUGUUGCGUACUACAUUGAUCUAGUCAUAUCCUCAGGAAGUGGGGUUGGAAGAAGUCCACUUUUUUUCCUGAAAAACUUCCGAAAGAAGCUGUUAUCAUCCUCAUCCCUUAGGAAACCUAGUUUCGGAUUGCAGGGACCUAAAGUUCUCAUUGAAAUGGACAAACCUGAUGUUGCCCAAGAGAGGGAGAAGGUUGAGCAGUUGCUACUUGAACCAAAAACAUACCAUUCUAUCAUAUGCGAUAACCUCAAAAAGGUGUAUCCAAAAAGGGAUGGAAACCCUGAGAAAUUUGCAGUGAGGGGGAUGUCACUUGCUUUGCCUCAAGGGGAGUGCUUUGGUAUGCUUGGUCCCAAUGGUGCUGGCAAAACCUCUUUUAUUAAUAUGAUGAUUGGGCUCAUUAAGCCAAGCUCGGGCACGGCAUAUGUUGGAGGGCUGGACAUAAGAACCCAGAUGGAUGAAAUCUACACCAGCAUGGGUGUAUGCCCGCAACAUGACCUACUCUGGGAAACCCUGACAGGAAGGGAGCACUUGCUUUUUUAUGGAAGGCUUAAGAACCUUAAAGGGUCUGCAUUAUCCCAGGCAGUGGAAGAAUCUCUUAAGAGUGUGAACCUAUUUGAUGGAGGAGUUGCCGACAAAAAAGCUGGGACAUACAGUGGAGGUAUGAAAAGGAGGCUCAGUGUUGCCAUUUCACUGAUUGGGGAUCCCAAAGUUGUAUAUAUGGACGAGCCAAGUACUGGACUGGAUCCAGCUUCAAGAAAAAAUUUAUGGGACGUUGUGAAGCAAGCAAAACAGAAUCGGGCAAUCAUUCUAACCACACAUUCAAUGGAGGAGGCAGAGCAGUUGUGUGAUCGACUAGGAAUUUUUGUGGAUGGCAGCUUGCAGUGCAUUGGGAACCCCAAAGAGCUGAAGGCUAGGUAUGGCGGUUCUUAUGUGUUUACAAUGACAACAUCAUCGAAUCACGAAGAAGAAGUUGAGAGGUUGGUGAAGAAUCUGACCCGGAAUGCUAACAAGAUAUACCAUUUAUCCGGAACCCAAAAGUUUGAGCUGCCAAAACAAGAAGUCAGAAUUGCAGAAGUUUUCCAAGCAGUUGAGAAGGCAAAGAGAAGGUUCACAGUUCAAGCUUGGGGUCUGGCAGAUACAACUUUAGAGGAUGUCUUUAUCAAGGUUGCUCGCGGUGCUCAAUCGUCCAACGAGCUCUAUUAAUUGUCAGAUACACACACACACCCUAGCUUUUCUAAAUGGGAAUUGAUAUUCACACUCCUUUUUUUUUGUUAUUCAUACUCUUUUUUGUCUUUUUAGAAAAAACUACAAACACUUUCAUACUUCGAUUGUGUUUUGCCUGACUUUUCUUUAGCCUUAAUGUAAUAGGCUCCAAUUGAGAUACUUAAAAUUUUGCGUCUUAAAAACUUUUUUUAAAAGUAA
Rhododendron vialii is the source of this 3171-nucleotide messenger RNA. Its product is annotated as ABC transporter A family member 7-like. The record is from RefSeq and is a predicted model, not a curated record. Gene Ontology annotation, molecular function: lipid carrier activity; ABC-type transporter activity; ATP binding. Lineage: Eukaryota; Viridiplantae; Streptophyta; Magnoliopsida; Ericales; Ericaceae. The transcript is spliced from 18 exons. The coding region runs from base 94 to 2952 and encodes 952 amino acids. Gene Ontology annotation, biological process: lipid transport; transmembrane transport. Gene Ontology annotation, cellular component: membrane; intracellular membrane-bounded organelle.